AUGUCAUUAACGCGAACCCUUCCUCGAGCUUUACCAAGAUCGAUCAUCUCCGUUCGAGGAUACACGACGAUCCCUCAACCAUCAGAUCCUGUACCUUCAAAACAACCUUCUUCAUCUACCACUCCCAAUCUCAAACAAUCGCCAAAUAUCCCUUCGACAUGGUCAACGGGUCAAAAUCCCAAGCCUCACGCAUACGAUAACCAAAGGUUCGAACAAACAGCUUUGGAAUGGCAACCUAAUCCUCAAAGUGCAAUGGGUAUGGUAGCUAAAGAUCCUAUUAGAUUGGUUAAUGGUAGAAAAGCAACUUGUGAUGGAGGCAUGGGAGCUCUCGGACACCCUAAAGUCUUCAUCAACCUAGACAAACCAGGACCAAAAGCUUGUGGAUACUGCGGAAUUCGAUUCGAGCAAGCGCAUCAUGAACAUUAG
This is a messenger RNA of Kwoniella shivajii, 426 nucleotides long. RefSeq lists its product as uncharacterized. The record is from RefSeq and is a predicted model, not a curated record. NCBI's taxonomy places the organism in Eukaryota, Fungi, Basidiomycota, Tremellomycetes, Tremellales, Cryptococcaceae. Gene Ontology annotation, biological process: mitochondrial electron transport, NADH to ubiquinone. The coding region runs from base 1 to 426 and encodes 141 amino acids. The transcript is spliced from 5 exons.